AGCAUUGAAAUUGAAUGUCAAAUACAAACACAUGAAAUGUUUGAAUCAAUUAUUGUUUAUUUUGUUUCGUUUUUAUCAAAGUUUUUGAACCAUAUUUUGUUUGUUAACUGAAAAGAUAUGAGUAGUCGAAGAAGUGAUUCCCGAGACAGGGAUAGAGAUAAAUAUGAUAGAAGAAGAACAAAGGAUCACCACAACAGAGAUAGAUCACCAAAGGAUCGACAAUUGGCUUACAAUGAGUUAAGACAUCGAGCUAUUGGUGAACAACGCGGACGAAGACAUGAUGACCAGCAGCAGCCAAGACAUGAUAAUCGAUAUCACAAUAAUCGAGAUUAUAGAAGACAUGAUGAACACAGAAAUAGCGACAAUAAUUAUAGAGGAGAUAAUAAUCGUCGUCGAGAUAGAGAUACUCACACGAGAAGACAUAACGAUUUUGAUGGAAAAGAUAGAAAUAAUGGCGAGUUUUGGUCAAAAGAGGCCAAAAGCAAGACUAGAGGCCAUAACAAUGAUGAGGAAGAGGAGGAACCCAAAGAAAAAGAGAAACCAAAUUUGCAGACAACCGGAAAGUUGGCCGAAGACACAAAUAUGUAUAACGGAGUUGUUAUUAAAUACAAUCAGCCGCCAGAAGCCCGCAAACCGAAACGUCGGUGGCGUUUAUAUCCGUUCAAAGGCGACGAUUCACUUGAAUUCAUUCCUAUUCAUCGACAAAGUGCUUAUCUGAUGGGAAGAGAUCGCAAAGUAGCUGACAUACCCAUUGAUCACCCGAGUUGUUCCAAACAACAUUCUGUGGUACAGUUUCGUCUUAUGGAGUACAAGAAAGACGACGACACCAUCAGUAAACGAGUUCGGCCUUAUAUUAUUGACUUGGAAUCAGCUAAUGGCACGUUUGUUAACAACCAGAAGAUUGAACCGAAACGAUACUAUGAACUAUUCGAGAAGGAUGUCAUCAAAUUUGGUUUCAGUACUCGAGAAUAUGUUGUACUUCACGAACAGUCAGUCGACGAGUCUGAUGACGACGACAUCGCUGCCGAAGUCGAGAUUAAAGAUGAACCGAAAGAUUGAUUUUGUUAUAAAUCAUUUUGAUUGUCUUUUCCUCAAUGUAUUCAUACAAAGCAUUUUCGCCAAAUUCUCGACCAAAACCCGACA
Messenger RNA from Oppia nitens, 1143 nucleotides. RefSeq names its product smad nuclear-interacting protein 1-like. The transcript has 2 exons. Bases 118 to 1059 code for a protein of 313 amino acids. Lineage: Eukaryota; Metazoa; Arthropoda; Arachnida; Sarcoptiformes; Oppiidae. The record is from RefSeq and is a predicted model, not a curated record. Gene Ontology annotation, molecular function: mRNA binding; protein binding. Gene Ontology annotation, cellular component: nucleus.